Molecule: messenger RNA, 1191 nt
Organism: Ziziphus jujuba (common jujube)
Lineage: Eukaryota; Viridiplantae; Streptophyta; Magnoliopsida; Rosales; Rhamnaceae
Exons: 1
Coding region: 513-899 (128 amino acids)
Cellular component (GO): cytoplasm; nucleus
Molecular function (GO): protein folding chaperone; protein-folding chaperone binding
Source: RefSeq, a predicted model, not a curated record
GUGAUACAAUAACAGUAAAUAAAGUAGAUUAGAUUAGUUACAUAUGUCAGCUGGAUUUUGAAAACUUACUUGAGUUGCUUACUCGUCAAGCAAAGUUUCCUCCUGAACUUUUAUUAUCCACUUACUUGAGUUACUUACUCCUCAAGCAAAAGUAAGUUGGAUUGAAUGCUCACUUGAGUUGCUUACUGCUAUUCGUAUUAUCUAGUUACCCAAGCAAAUUAGAAUUUUUAUUCAUCCGCUUACUUGAGUUGCGUAGUCCUCAAGCAAAGUUUUUACCAUCAAUCCUACUUCCUCUAGAAUUCACAAUCCUAGUUCCUCUAGAAUCCACUAUCCUCCUUCCUCUAGAAUUCACAAUCCUACUUCCUCUAGAAUUCACACUCGACCCAAAUUGCCUCACCGCUUUUUCAAAGCUAUAUAUAGACAGAGAGCACACCACACAAAAAGGUAUAUUACGCAAAUAGUUAGACAAAGAAAGAAAAAAAGAAAAAGGAGAGAGAAAGAGAGGAUUCAGAAUGGCUUUGGACUACUACAGCGUUCUGAACGUGAAGAGGAAAGCCAGCGACGAUGAAGUGAAGAGGGCGUACAAAAGGCAGGCGUUGAUAUGGCAUCCAGACAAGAACCCGGCCAGCAAACAAUCUGAGGCCGAGAAAAAGUUCAAGCAGAUCUCCGAGGCCUACGAAGUGCUCGGUGACCCUCGCAAGCAUCUGAUCUAUGAUGUGGAAGCAAUCAAGUCCGUCCAAUUUCCUCCUCCACGUCCAUCGUCUUCCUGUGCGCCAGCUGCUGCUUCAAGAUGCCAUCAGAAACACAACAAUCGGCAGCAGCAUCCGGAUAUUGUCAAGUUACGUGUUUUUGGUGAAGAAGGUUUCUGGGUGCGCGUACACCCUACCAGUUGUAAUUGAGGUUUUCUCUUUCUUGAUUUUGACCAUUUAGACUUGUGAGGGAUACCUACCUACGUGUUGCCGGUACUCUUUUUUCCUUAUUUGAGGUUUUCCCAUUUAGGGUUUUUUCUUAAUAAGGUUUUAAUGAGGCCGGUGGUAUUCCCUUGAGGUCUUUUGGUCGGUUUGUCCUUCUUGGACUCGAUUUCAGUUGUACUUGACUGACUUUGUAUUGUAGUAGGAGGGAUGCCAACCUAGUUGGGAUGUCUCCUUUCAAGUAACUGUAUAUGCAAAAUUCAUCUUCUUAUUCUUGUUC